Messenger RNA from Carlito syrichta (Philippine tarsier), 3227 nucleotides. It is a transcript of the gene PROM1, whose product is annotated as prominin 1. NCBI's taxonomy places the organism in Eukaryota, Metazoa, Chordata, Mammalia, Primates, Tarsiidae. The transcript is spliced from 27 exons. Gene Ontology annotation, cellular component: prominosome; microvillus; apical plasma membrane. Bases 189 to 2786 code for a protein of 865 amino acids. The record is from RefSeq and is a predicted model, not a curated record. Gene Ontology annotation, molecular function: cholesterol binding.
GUGCCUUGAGUGAAUGACCCCUUUGGAGAACAUUCUUCUGCGCCCCUCACCACAAGCCAGGACAGCCGGAAGACUGUGCCCACAGCAUCUCGUCUGCACAGAGACGCUCCUGCCUUUCCCAAGGCUUCCAGAAGCUCUGAGGUGGGAGACGCCCAGUUCCACCUCAUGUUUGGGGGAUCUUGCUAGCUAUGUCCCUGCUACUCGGCUCCCUGCUGCUGCUGGGGCUGUGCGGAAACACCGUGUCAGGAGGGCAGCCUUCAACCACAGAUGCUCCUAGGACUUGGAAUUAUGAAUUGCCUGAAACGAAUUAUGAGACCCAAGAUUCCUACAAAGCGGGGCCCAUUGGCAUUCUCUAUCGAAUAGUGCACAUCUUUCUCUACGUGGUGCAGCCGCGUGCUUUCCCCGAAGAUACUUUGAGAAAAGUCACACAGAAGAAAUUUCAGCUUUCAACUAAUUUUGACAAGCCAGAAAAUGUACUCUUGUUUCUGAAGGUUGUCUACUAUGAAUUAGGGAUUAUUGUGUGCGCUCUCCUUGGAGUGCUCUUUAUUAUUCUGAUGCCUCUGGUGGGGUAUUUCUUUUGUAUGUGUCGUUGCUGUAACAAAUGUGGUGGAGAACUGCACCAGCGACAGAAGGAAAGUGGACCCUUCCUGAGGAAAUGCUUUGCAAUCUCCCUCUUGGUGAUUUGUAUAAUUAUAAGCGUUGGCAUCUUCUGUGGUUUUGUGGCAAACCACCAGGUGAGGACCCGGGUCAAAAGGUCUCGGAAACUGGCAGACAGCAAUUUGAAAGACUUGCGAGCACUCCUGAAUGAAACUCCAGAGAAAAUCAAAUAUAUUCUGGCCCAGUAUAACACCACUAAGGACCGAGCAUUCUCAGAUCUGAACAAUAUUAAUUCAUUGCUAGGAGGUGGAAUUCGUGAACAACUGAGACCCACUGUGAUCCCUGUUCUUGAUGAGAUUAGCACCAUGGCGACAGCCAUCAAAGAGACCAAAGAGGCCCUGGAGAACAUGAAUGUCAGUUUGCACAACCUGAGCAAUAAAAGCGCGCAGCUUAACAGCAGCCUGUGGAACAAGAAACAGACAAUGCAGCAAUCACUCAGUGACCCUGUGUGCAUGGUGCAGCCAACGCAAGAAACCUGCAACAGCAUCAGAAUGUCUCUAAGACAGCUGGAGAGCAACCCCAUGCUGGAUCAGCUCCCAUUUGUGGAUACAGAACUUAACAUGGUUAAUAACAUUCUUAGAACAAAUUUGGAUGGCCUGAUCCAAAAGGGCUAUCAAUCCUUUAAUGAUAUACCUGAGACGGUAAAAAGUCAAACUACCAACGUCAUAGCAGGUGUCAAAAGCGUCUUGAAUUCCAUUGGUUCCGAGGUUGACAAUGUAACCCAAAAUAUUCCUGUUCAGAAUACGCUCUCAGAUUUUGCUGUCUACCUUAAUGUUACUGAAAGUUACAUUCAACGCAGUUUACCCAAAUUGGAAGAGUAUGAUUCAUACUGGUGGCUGGGUGGCUUGGUCAUCUGCUCUUUGCUGACCCUCAUCAUGAUUUUUUAUUGCCUGGGCUUACUGUGUGGUGUGUGUGGCUAUGACAGGCACGCCACUCCGACCAGCAGAGGCUGUGUCUCAAAUACUGGAGGUGUCUUCCUCAUGGUGGGUGUUGGAUUAAGUUUUCUCUUUUGCUGGAUAUUGAUGAUCAUUGUGGUUCUUACUUUUGUUGUUGGUGUAAAUAUGGAGAAAUUGGUCUGUGAACCUUACUCAAGCAGAGAGUUAUUCCGGGUUUUGGACACACCUUAUUUACUAAAUGACAAUUGGGAAUACUAUCUCUCUGGCAUGCUGUUUAAUAAAUCACAAAUUAGGCUCACUUUUGAACAAGUUUACAGUGACUGCAAAAAAAAUAAAGGCAUUUAUGCCUCUCUUCACCUGGAGAACAGCUUCAACAUCAGUGAACAUCUUAACAUUAAAGACCGUACUAGAAGCAUUGACAGUGAGUUUGACAAUAUGAACAUAAAUGUUAAUGUCGUGCUGCUGGUUGAUGCAGGAAAAAGAAACCUUCAGGAUUUCGCGGACUGCGGAAUAGACAAAAUAAAUUAUGCCACCUACUUGGCUCAGACUGACAAAUCUCCUGCAAACGUAAAUCUUGUAUCAUUUGCAGAUGAUCUAUCCGCCAAAGCAGACCAGAUGCCCUCAGGACUUUUGAAGCAGUCCCUGAAAAAAGAUGCAAACGAUAUUAGAGGGAUUCACCAGCAACAAGUCCUUCCUAUGGAACAGUCACUGAGCACUUUAUACCAAAGUGUCAAGGUACUUCAGCGCAUAAGCAGUAAAUUGAAGGAGAACGUGAACAGGAGUCUUAACUCUUUGGAAUCGGCUCAGAAUUUCGUCACAAACAAUAUUUCCUCUGUUAUUGUUGAAGAAACUAAGAAGUAUGCAAGAACAAUAAUUGGAUACUUUGAGCAUUAUCUGCAGUGGGUCGAGUACUCUGUCAGUGAGAAACUGGCAUCCUGCAAACCUGUGGCCACGGCUCUAGAUUCUGCUGUUGAUGUCUUUCUGUGUAGCAACAUUAUUGAUCCUCUGAAUUUGUUUUGGUUUGGCAUAGGAAAAUCUACUGUACUUUUACUUCCGGCUCUAAUUUUUGCCGUCAAACUGGCCAAGUACUACCGUCGCAUGGAUUCGGAGGAUGUGUAUGAUGAUGUUGAAACUAUACCCAUGAAAAAUAUGGAAAAUGGUAAUUAUGGUUAUCAUAAAGAUCAUUUAUAUGGUAUUCACAAUCCUGUUAUGACAAGCCCAUCACAACGUUGAUAGCUGAUGUUGAAAUUGCUUGAGCAUCAAGAUACUCAAAGUGGAAAGGAUCACAGAUGUUUGAUAGUUUCUGGGUCUACAAGGACUUUCCAAAUCCAGGAGGAACACUGGUGCGACACAGUGACUCGGGCAGGCACCAAGGAAGUGGCGCUGUGGGUCUCUGGGUAGUGCUUUAUUAGGAAUGAACACAGCCAUGUUCAUAGUCCAUGUGUCCAUCACUCUUCAAGGAUGGUUCCCCCGCCCCUGUUGAUUUUUUACUUUUUUACACUGGGUUUCUAUUUAGACACUACAACAUAUUAUGAGGUGUUUGUUCCCAAUAGGUGCAGUUCUGUAUGACAAAGCUAUUCAGACAGGAUGGCUCGAUUUUCAAUAUGUUGCCACAUGUGGAGUGUGCUAAACACAUACCCGUUUACAGGAAAGAUACAUUUCGUGUUUAGUAAA